AUGGUGAUACUGAUGAUGAUCCAAGUGACAGUGAAGAUGCAUCUCCUGCAAAUGUCACCCCUGAACAUGAAGCAGCAGCUCCUGAAGUUGCUGAUCAGGAUUGUGAGUUACUGCCACAAGCAGACUUUGAACCUCCACCAAGAAGAUCACAAAGACAACCAGUCGGCUUUCGGGGCGCUGGAGAACGAGAUCGCAGAAGGGUUCUUGGCCGUGGUUGACGAGAUCGUGAAGGCACACAACGGGCUGGGACUGUCGGAUUUGUAUCCUUCUUUGAAGUUCAUCCCUGUGGAUAUGUUUCCUGGUGGAGUUGAGACAUCGGCAAGCACAAUAGAAUGGACUAUGUCCGAGAUGGUAAAAAAUCCAAGGGUGUUGCAGCUAGCACAGGAAAAAGUGAAGGGAAUCUUCCAGAGCAAGGGAAAUGUUGACGAAAAUCGACUCAAUGAGCUAAUCUACUUACAUGCAAUUAUCAAAGAGACUUUGCGAUUACACCCUGCCGGCUCAUUAGUUCUCCCGAGAGAAAUGAGAGAGACCGUACAUAUUUAUGAGUUUGAGAUACCUGCCAAUACCAGGGUCCUAGUCAACGUAUGGGCCAUUGGAAGAGACCCUAGUUACUGGAUGGAUGCUGAAAAGUUUUGUCCAGAAAGGUUUCUCAACUCCUCGAUCGAAUAUAAAGGAACAAACUUCGAGUACAUACCAUUUGAUGCUGGGAGGAGGAUCUGCCCAGGAAUACAGUUUGGAAUGAGUGUCGUUCAGCUCACGUCAGCAAAUCUACUGUUUCAUUUCGACUGGAAAGCUCUCAACGGAUUGGAAAACCUUGAUAUGAUAGAGCAAUUUGGAAUCACCCUCACAAGAAAACAAGUAUUGCGACUCAUCCCUAUUGCACCAGAUUAUGCAAUGCCUAUGUUACCUUAG
This is a messenger RNA of Linum tenue, 912 nucleotides long. NCBI's taxonomy places the organism in Eukaryota, Viridiplantae, Streptophyta, Magnoliopsida, Malpighiales, Linaceae. The record is from the annotation of a GenBank genome assembly.